AUGACAGGCGCCAACCUACCAUCCUCCACGACCUCGGGCCCCGGAUCCCCAGUCUUCUUCUUCAAGCCCGACGAGCCCCUCGGCGAGUUCUGCCAGUGGUACCCGGCCAAGUUCACCGUCAGCAAGGCCGAGAUGUCCGCCCUCGUCGGCCACCCCGUCGACGAGGACGACCCCGAGGGCUGGCAGCCAAUCUACUUCAGCUGCGCCGAGCAGUUCAUGAUGUACUGCAAGGCGGGGCGGUUCCACGACGCGGAGACGCAGAGGCUGGUCCUCGCGACCAGGGAUCCGAAGGAGCAGAAGCGCCUGGCCCGUCUGACGCGAGGGUUCGAGGCUUCUAGUUGGGACGAGAUCAAGAGCCGGGUCGUGGUCGCCGGGAACAUGGCCAAGUUCGGCCAGAACCGACAGCUGAGGAGCCUGCUGCUGAGUACCGGGGAUCGGGUCUUGGCGGAGGCGGCUUCGCAGGACCGUGUAUGGGGUAUUGGGUUCACCGCCAAAGAGGCUAUGACGCUUCAGAAGCCGGAACUCUGGGGGGAGAAUAGGCUGGGUAAGGCGUUGAUGGAGGUGAGGCGGCGACUACGAGAGCAGGAGGAACAAUAG
This is a messenger RNA of Clonostachys solani, 597 nucleotides long. The record is from the annotation of a GenBank genome assembly. Lineage: Eukaryota; Fungi; Ascomycota; Sordariomycetes; Hypocreales; Bionectriaceae.